GGCGCGUGCGCGGGUCACGUGGGGGCGCGGCCAGGCGGCAGCUGAGGCUGCGGAGACGGGGGCGGUGGCCGCUCGGGUCUGGCGGGACCAGUUUAGAGGACUACGCCGCCUUGCAGAUUGGCCUUAAGAGAAAAAACAGAGCUGCAUACUGCUGACGGCCCAGAACUGGCAGAGAGAAGGUUGCCAUGGCUGCUGUUGACAGCUUCUACCUCUUGUACAGGGAAAUCGCCAGGUCUUGCAAUUGCUAUGUAGAAGCUCUAGCUUUGGUUGGAGCCUGGUAUACGGCCAGAAAAAGCAUCACUGUCAUCUGUGACUUUUACAGCCUCAUCAGGCUGCAUUUUAUCCCCCGCCUGGGGAGCAGAGCAGACCUGAUCAAGCAGUAUGGAAGAUGGGCCGUCGUCAGUGGUGCAACAGAUGGGAUUGGAAAAGCCUACGCUGAAGAGUUAGCAAGCCGAGGUCUCAGUAUCAUCCUGAUUAGUCGGAACGAGGAGAAGCUGCAGGUUGUUGCUAAAGACAUAGCCGACACGUACAAAGUGGAAACUGAUAUUAUCGUUGCGGACUUCAGCAGUGGCCGUGAGAUCUACCUUCCCAUUCGAGAAGCCCUGAAAGACAAAGACAUUGGCAUCUUGGUAAAUAACGUGGGUGUGUUUUAUCCCUACCCGCAGUAUUUCACGCAGCUCUCCGAGGACACACUCUGGGACAUCAUAAAUGUGAACAUUGCCGCCGCUAGUUUGAUGGUCCAUGUAGUGUUACCAGGAAUGGUGGAGAGAAAGAAAGGUGCCAUUGUCACAAUCUCUUCCGGCUCCUGCUGCAAACCCACUCCUCAGCUGGCUGCAUUUUCUGCUUCUAAGGCUUAUUUAGACCACUUCAGCAGAGCCUUGCAGUAUGAAUAUGCCUCUAAGGGAAUCUUUGUACAGAGCCUCAUCCCUUUCUGUGUAGCCACCAACACGACAGUGCCCAGUAGCUUUUUGCACAGGUGCUCGUGGUUGGUGCCGUCGCCAAAAGUCUAUGCACAUCAUGCUGUUUCUACCCUUGGGAUUUCCAAAAGGACCACAGGAUACUGGUCCCAUUCUAUUCAGUUUCUUUUUGCACAGUACAUGCCUGAAUGGCUCUGGGUGUGGGGAGCAAAUAUUCUCAACCGCUCACUACGUAAAGAGGCCUUAUCCUGCACGGCCUGAGUCUGGAUGGCCACUUGAGAAGUUUUGCCGACUCCUGGGAACCUUGGUACUCCGACAUUUGGAAAAACACAUUUAAUUUAUCUUAUGUGUUUUAUUGCUGAUUUUUAGCAUACUGUUGAUGUGUCAUUUGCAAAGCAGCUGUGAUACUGUCAGAGAGUGCUGUGAAGAAACCUCAAGGGUGUGUGAAUGGCACAGAGUCAAUAAUGACUGACGCUGACUGAAGAUUAUCUAAAUUUCAGUGCUUUUCUCCUAAGCUGUUCAAAAGUAACGCUUUUCUAUUGUUCUAGGAGGCACAGCAGUCUAGUAUUGAAAUAUAAUGUGAUUUGUCAGCUUUUAUAAUUUUGGAUGUUGCUUUUUUAGGGGAAUUGACUAUUUCACUAUAGGAGUUGUACUGGAAUGUGCAUCAGGAAAGACUACUGAAAAGUAUUACUUUAUAACUAAGGUUGCUGGUACUAUUAGCAGGAAAAAUCUGUGUGUAUUGUGUAGCUCUAGCUGUUUGACUAUCUGUUCAGAAAAUGCUGCACUUCAACUGGUAUUUCAUUAGAGAAUUAUGUGUGUGUGUGUGUGUCUCUCUCUGUGUCUGUGUGGUGUCUUUGAGCAACUUUAUGGUUACCAUAUUUUUGAAGAGAUUUUUUGUCAGAAUGACUUAACAUGGACUCUUAUAGCAUAUUAAAAAAUCUAGAUUAUUCCUUUUCAUACUAAAUAAGCCUACCAAAUUUCAUUCUGUUGGUUUGCCACGAAUAAUAUUAACUUCCUACAUUACAUUUUUGUUGGUUUGUCUCAAAUAUGCUAUGGAAUGAAUUUAUUCCUAGAUUUGGAUAUGUAAGAGAAACUUGCAGUCAUCUUUUGAUUUAUAAAGCAAUUCUUGUGGAUAAGUAGUGAUUUCUCAGCCUCUGACCCAUUUUAUAACUGAAAUUUUGCCCUUUAGAGCUUAUUAUAUCUGGUUUUCAUACAUUUUUCUAUGUAAUAUUCCAUUCCAGUAGCAUUAUUGAUAUAAAUAUUAAGUAUUUAUGGAAUAGUAAAAUACGGACAAAUUAUGUGUGUGACAUGAUAUAUCUGUCAAAAUAAUAAGUUAGAAGCUUAUUCUUGGUUUGUGUAAUGAAUUUUUGCAUUUUAGUGAAUACCUUUAUCGGUGUGAAGAUCAUUAUGGACAAACCCUCACAAUAUGCAUUAACAUUCAAACCUACUAUGAAAUGUCUUUAGUUUGGGUCUUACAAAGCCAACCAUUUUUGAGAACCAUAUACCUAGUGCUUUGAAGACUGUGUCACUAUAUGAAUAUGACAGUACAUGCACAUUUAAAAUUCAGAGCUCAGCAUUGUACGCUGACGCAUAAGCUAGUAGAUUGGUUAAAAGUCUGGAUUCUGUAGGGUUGUUUUUUCAUGAUGGGAUAAUCUAUCAUAAACAGACCUGAGCACACUUUUUAUGGACACAAUUUUGCCCAUGACAUUGCCUACAAGAUUUCCAGAUGUGACUUGCACUCAGAAGGUCCGUGGUCAACAUCAGAAGCUCUUCCACUCCUAGAUCAUGUCUUCAGAACUUAGAUGUGAAAAUCUACACACUGGGAGAUGCUGUGUGACCCCCGCAAGGUUUUGAUGGAGUUAGCUUGGAAUCCUCUUGACUUCAUGCCACACUGAUGUGAACUUUGAUGUGUAAUAAGCAGCAGCAACUUCAUGUGAAAAUAUUGUCAGGUAGUUAUAUGUAAGGUUACGUGAUCCAGUAAUGUCUUAGAUUGAUAAAUUAGGUAUGAAUCGGAAUCAGUGUUAUGUGAUGAGCAUAGGUGAACACACCUUGUCAGUGAGUCUGUAAAAUUCUCUCCAGGGCAGGACAUGGGCAAACAUGCUGAUUGGUGCAAAUGUGGUGCAGAGCUGUCUGUAGCUAUAGUGAAAGAUGAGCAAGAUCUUCUCUAGGUUUUCUAGCUUUCAUUAAAUGUAUUUUUCCCCAGAGCUAAUUUGAAAGUUGAUUGGACCACUGUGGAUGGGGUGUCUUAAUAAGAAUGUGGAAAAUAUGGGCCGGGCAUGGUGGCUCACGCCUAUAAUCCAAGCAGUUUGGAAGGCCAACUGAGAACAGCCUAGGCAACGUGUCCUGUCUCUACAAAAAAUACAAAAAUUACCCAGGCAUGGUGGUGCAUGCCUGUAGUCGCAGCUACUUGGGAGGCUGAGGCAGGAGAACUGUUUGAGCCUAGGAUGUGGAGGCUGAAGUAAGUCAAGAUCACACCACUGUAUUCCAGCCUUAAGACAGAGCAAGGCCCUGUCUCAAAAAAAAAAGGGAAAUAAGAACCUUUGAAACUUAAUCUGUGAAUUGAAAGUUUAACAAUAAAAGUAGUUGUUUCGGCUUCCUUU
Sapajus apella (tufted capuchin) is the source of this 3517-nucleotide messenger RNA. RefSeq names its product hydroxysteroid dehydrogenase like 1 (gene HSDL1). The transcript is spliced from 6 exons. The record is from RefSeq and is a predicted model, not a curated record. Lineage: Eukaryota; Metazoa; Chordata; Mammalia; Primates; Cebidae. Bases 186 to 1178 code for a protein of 330 amino acids.